AUGAGAUUUGAUAAUGCUCAUUCUCUUGCUAAUCAUGUCAAAAAGGUGAAAUAAUAUAUCAGAGAUGGAAAAAGUAAUAAUCAUAAUGGAAAUCCGGCCAUAGGAAAUAUGAACUUAGAGGACAUGCGAAACUACUUUUAGUCCGAGCAGAGGAAGUUUGAAGACAUCUCUAAGGAUGCAGUUAGAGCCAAGGAGAGAGAACUAAUUGAUGGGCUACAAGAAAUGAAGAAAGAGAGAAAUUUUCUGAGAUAGUAACGGAUGGAGCAGGACAAGGCAAUGCAUGACUUGAUUAAAGAACUAGAGCUUAAAAAAGAAAGAGAGCUCAGGGCUAAAAUUGAAAAAGAGGAAAUAACGAAGUAACUCAAAGACAUUGAAAAGACCAAGACGAAUGCUCUAGAGAGAGAUAAGAGAAGAGAGUUGGAGAGAUUGGCAGCUGAGAGGGAAAAUCUAAGACUGAGGGAGGAAGAAAUUAUGGAUGAUAUAAAGAAUUUAGAAAACAAGUCAUACGAGUAGGAAAGAAGACUCAAAGAAGAUAGAGAAAGAAAGGUAGCUGAAGUUAAUAAUAGUGAGUAUUACGGCUAAGUUAUGAGAAAAAGGGAAGUUGAUAUGGCAAGAAAUAGAGGAGAGGAAAUAGCUAUGCUUAAGCAAAAGAAAGAUAACCUUGAGAGAGAUCGACAGAGAAUUUAGGAAGACUUAGACAAGGUUAAAUAGGGUGAUUUGCAAUCACUUAGAAAAAAUGAAGCAUCUAGAUGGGUUGCGAAUGAUAUUAUACAGAGAGGAGGCGCUCCUACUCUUGGAAUUGAUAUUAAUAGAGUUAAACUUGAUCCGGCUGUUAAGGACAAACUAAUCACUGACUAAGUCAGGAUAAAUCACAUAAAGGAAUAAAGAGAAAAGAUGCUUCGAGAUGCUUUGCCUGAAUUAGAAGAGCUUGAGUCAAUUACUAGACAAUGGUAGCAACCCAAUCCUGGAAAUAAAUACCAGACUGAAUAAACAGUUAGAAGAAGCAUGCAUAAUCAGUAUAUGCCAGCAGGGCCUGCAACUAGAAAUCAAUAUUAGCAGUCACCUUAAAAAUCUUUCAGCUAUCCAAAAAGUGGAGGUGAGGGAUUCGCGGCUGGUAUAUAAUCUGAUGGGGAUGUUCUUGACAAGAUAAAAUAACUCAGAGAAGACUAUGCCAGGGAAGGUGAGGGAGAUCCUCAGUUUUAUGCUUAACUAGAUGACCUUGAAAAUCACUUGCUUAAGUAAAAACAUCGUAAUAACGCUGAAUAUCAAUCAUAAGAGCAAUUGCCACCUUAAACGAUAACUGAAAUUCAUCAUUCAGUUCCUCCAUUUAUUGCCCCUCCUAUGCUUGGACCUAGCCCAAUUUAACCUCCUUUAGGCUUUGCUGGGCCACCGCUUAAUUUCAAUGCAUAAAUGCCUUUCUUACCUCCCCCUGUGUAUAAUCCUCCACCACCUCCACUUAAAAAUGGAGCACAAAGUAUUGAGAGAUACUAAUAAGAGAAUCAAGGCGAACCUGCUCCUGUUAUCAUCUAACCUUAUUUAAACCCACAAAUUGAGAUUAUGAAUAAAGUCAUAAAAGAAUAAGAAAUUCAAAAUGAGCUGCUUGAAAAAGAGCUCUCAAAUCUGAAGAGUGGACAAGGUUCUUUUCAAUAAUUUUAAAACCUACUUGGAAAUACUGAUACUGAUCUUUCAAAGAUCAAGAAGAUGCUAGGAGUUCAAAAGUUGAAAGGAGCAGGUGGAGUAAGAACAAGCAAUGAAGCAUUUCCUGAAGACUUUGUAUUUAGGUAAAAUGAGUUUAGAUGUGAAGAUCUUGAAGUUGAGGAAAGAGCACUCAUGAAUAUUACAGCAUAAGAAUACGAUGCCUUAAGAUUGAUUUCAAAGUUACCUGUAAACAGUGAACUGUAUAGGUAUAAGAUGGAUUAGUAUAAAGAGCUAAGUACAAUGAGAGGUGAAAUCGAAAAAGUUCUGCAAGAGCAGAGACUGGAGAAAAUUAGAAGAGAUUUUGAGAAGUAAAAGUACGAGGAUGAGAGGAGAUUCAAGCACGAAAAAUGGCUUGAAGAUUAAAAAAGACAGAUUCUUGAAGCUAAACUUAAGAAUGCUGGAAGAUAGCAGCCUUAAAAUGAGAUGAGACCCUAUACACCUGCAUAUUAAUAAGAAUUUUAGCAACAGCCUUUUACUUAGUAAUCUCAUCAAAACUUUGAGCCACCUAGACUGCAAUCAGCAAAGUAGUAAUAGAAUCCUUUUUAGCAAAAUGAAAUGAUGAGAAUGAGCUCACAUAAAAGUUUUAUAGAUUAGCCUCCUAAGCAAAUGGGAAACAGCAAUCAAAAUUUCUUCCUUAAUGAGCCAGAAUUAUAAAAUCAACCAGCUUAUGAUGAAAACUACAAUCCAAAUAUGUAUCAACCAGAAAGAGGAAUGAAUAUUUUCUUUGACUUUGUAUCAAGACUAUAGAGACAGUUUAGAUCUAUGAGAAUUGUAUAUGCUGUAUAUAAUGUAAGCAGAUCAAUUAUUCCUCCAACUCUGAUUGAUAUUCAUGAUGCCGAACCAGAUCCUGAGGACACUGAAAAGAAUAGAAUAAUUUUCAAGGAUAAUAACAUUAUUAAAAAUAUCUAGCCUCAUCCCUCUUCCAAUCUUAUCAUAGAGAUGUAGGUACCAAAACCAAAUACUGGAUCAAAUGAGAAAUAUGUAAGUUAUGGAUGGACAUUACUUAACAUGUUUGACGUUUACUAUGAAUUAAACAGAGGCAUAUUUAAGUUGCCUAUUUAUAUGAGUCCAACUAAAACUGAUAUAGAUGUUAGAGAUAUACCAUGGCUCAAACGACUUCCAGAAACUGUUAUCUGUAUGAGAGUAGGAAAUCCAGAUGAUGAGAAUUCUAGAUUUUAACUCUAAUUUCACACCUCACCUGAUGAAUAUGUAGUUCCUAGAAUUCACUAGAGAAAUGAAUUCGGACAGCCAUUAGCUGAAGAGGAAAAGUUUUUUGAUAUUCCAAAAGUAGAAGAACAACCACCCAUCGAAUAACCUAAGAAGCAAGAAGAUAAAAUUUAGUCCCAUUAUGAAUGUAAGGGUUUGAAUGUAUAGCUUCACUAUUUAAGGCAAUAUGUUCCCCCAACUCACGCAAGAAUAUAAUGCACUUUGUAUGAUGGCACUUAAAUAGUAAAAACUGAAGAUUAAAAGCUCUGCAAUUGGGCAUCAAAGCCAUUAGAUACACAGAAUAUCAUAUUUACAAGAGGAGAUAAUCCAUUAAAUGUUGGAUUGUCUUAUACACCAAGUGGCUUAGCAAGAGGAGAAGUUUUAAGCAUUGAAGAUGAGACAACUUGGAUUAGGGACUUAUAUAAACUUUAAUGGGACAAGGGAAAAGUAAAUGACAUUAAUUUAGUUAUUCAAAUCACAGAAUACUCCAAAGGUAGAAACUUCAAUUCAAUCCAAGAAAUUAAAGGUGACUACAAUCCUAUUUCUUAUGGAGUACUAAAGCUUAAUAAUCAAGAUGGGACAAUAAGAUAUGGAACUUAUGAUGUUGAAUUUUAUAAGACACCAGUGAAUCUCACCAAAAGAAGUCAAGUUGACCUACUUAAAUAAACGAUGAAAGUAACUAUAGCUCAACCACCCUUCAUUCCAAAUCGACCGUAGCAAGUUCCAUAACUAAGAGAAUAAUAAUAAGAUCCAAUUCUUCAAAAACCUGACUUAUAGAUUGAGCCUGAAUAAUAAACAUAAAGACCAAACAUUCCUUAAGAAAAGCCAUUUAUACCAAAUGAUUUAAAAUAGUUCAAUGAAAUUAGGCAUAUUGAAGGAGAAGGUAUAGACUUUUAUGUUGACGGAGCCAGAUUUUUACCUGAAAAUGUUUCAUAUUCUAGAAUCUUAGUACGUGCUUUUACGUAGGAUUAGUAUAGAGUAAUAAAUCCAACUAAGGGUAUGGCUGAUUUAGAUGUAUCCAGAGGUAGACAUCCAUUCUUUGGAUUUAGAUAAGAAAUAAGGGCUCCUAAAAUUGAUCCAACAUUAACAAUGCUAAUUACAGUUGAAACAAUUGACAGAUCUGAUGGCUUAGAAAAGAUUGUUGGCUAUGCUUAUUUCCCACUAUUUUUAAAUGCUCAGACAAAAACUCCAAUAACUAAUAGAAACACAACUGGUUUACUCCUUCAAAGUGGCUAAUAUUAAAUUCCCUUAUACUUUAAUAAAAUACCAGUUGAAAAAGACAUAAAUAUUGAAAAUAUGUAAGAUAAAAUUGCUUUAAAAUUUUUAGAUAAUCUCUUGAAAAGAUUCCUUGUGCAAGAUGUGCCAAUGGACCUCUGGAGAACAAAAGGACUUAUUAUAGACCCACCUGAUUACUAGGAUGGAGUUUAUAAUACCACUUAUUGUGCUGUUAAUUAAUUUGAAAAAGAACUGUUUGAUUUAAAAUCUCUGAGGCCUAAUCCUCCAAUGAGAUAGGUAGUUGAAUAUGUCCAGAUGAUGAAAGCCAGGACUUAAAGAAUGAGUGAUGAGCAAAUACUUCAAUGGCUAGAUAAGUUACUUAUAACCAAUCCAUAAACUCCAAUGAUCAAUUCUCGAUAUUUCUCAGCUUAUGAUCCAAGAUAUGGUUUUCGAUUUGUUGUAGAAAGACUUCACAAUUUAAAUUUAAAAUAGCCGCAUAUCGUUAUUACUUCAAUAUCACCUCCAGGAUCGUUAUAUAAGUAAAAUCCCAAGAGAACUUAAGAUGUGGCUUUCUUCACUGAUUUUAACUUUGAUGGACCAUGGAAUUCUGUUUAAUACUACGAGGAAGUGAUGAAUUAUGUGGGAUUAGCUCCCAAUAGAAAGCUAGGCUUUAUUAUUGAUGUAAAAUCUUUGAAUAUCAAAGGUGGCCAAGUUUAAUUAAAUGAUGUUGGUUGGGCUUAUCUCCCAGUAUUUGAUGCUCUUGAAAACGAAAAUGGAUCUACAACGCUCUUUACAAAUGCAGGACUCCAUGCAAGUACAAAUCCAUUAAAUGUUUUGAGAAAAGAAAAUUAGGCCAAGAUUCUUGAUGCAAUAUCUGUAAUAGUUAGAAUACAUGAUAACCAAAGGGAAAGAAUGCCUCCAAAGGCUUAUUAUGGAGAUAUUGAGAAUAACUAUCUACCUUAGGAUAAAUUACCAAGAUAUUCUUAUUCAGAAUUAAGAGAAACUAAGCGCAUCGAUAUGGCUAAAGCUUUUAUCCCUGGCAACCUUAGUAAAGAAAAUUAUUUGUAGCUCGCCACAAAAGUUAUAUAAUAGAAAUAUGGAGUAUGA
Molecule: messenger RNA, 5226 nt
Organism: Stylonychia lemnae
Lineage: Eukaryota; Ciliophora; Spirotrichea; Sporadotrichida; Oxytrichidae
Source: the annotation of a GenBank genome assembly